UCGAAUCAGUUCUUGGUAAAACCAAACUUCAAUAAACCGUUGUGCUGAUGCGCGGACGUGCGGAUACUUUCAGUUAAUUUUGAAUUUUUCGAGGAACGGUGAAGGUCCGCGCUUGAAGUCCCAUUCAGAUCCUAAGUGAGAGCCUCCGAAUAGGAUUCAUUGAAUGGCAAACUAACGUGCAGCCAGGAAUUAUCGAUUCAGAUCCCACCUCUUUUGGGCACAAACUGGAUUGACAAAAGUCAGAGUCCAAUCACUACGAAGUACAAUCAGCACGAUGACAUCAAAUAGUUGUUUAAUCAGUCUAGGCUGCCUACUGGUCCUUAUUCAAACUCUAGCUCCAGCAAAGUCUGCGGAGCACUCAGUGUUCACCCACAAAAACGCGUCAUCGGUCUUGGGUCAAUUGGUUACCUCGAGUACCCUAGUAUGGGAAAGCUAUGACCCCAAGGAUGCUACACAGUUGCAGUUCGCCGUGGAGGGCGGAAAGUACGUUACUGAGGAUGAGCAUUACCCCAUGUACGUAUGUCGUGUACCAAUCGAUGGUAUCCAAGUGUCCGGCCAUACCGAGAAAAUCCUUCAGAGACACGUAUGCCUUGCGGCCCACUAUAAGCACGGAAAGUACGACAACUUCGAUGUCCUUAUGAACAAGGGUCACCUGGGGAAGGUUGGCUGGCGCCAUUGGCGUAAGUUUGAUGCUGGUGUUCCCGUCGGUGCAAUACGCAUUGGGGAUGACUCUUACAUUGGUCGCCAUCGGGCCCCAAGUCAACCGAACAAGGACGGUGUCGUCACCCAUUGGGGAGCAGACUUCAAUCUGGGCCACUUGGAGCCGGUGGGUCUGGGAAAAAUUAGGGUCAUUGAAGCCGAACGUGAGAAGUACUACGACGAUGGCGAAGUUUUAGUCGAAACAGAGCCCUUCCGAUACGAGCUCAGGGACAUCAAACUUGAUCGCCUGCGCACUGAUAUUCAAGAGAACAUGACUGAACUAGUUACCAGGAAGCUUGAAAAUCUGGAAGAUAAAUAUAGUACAGUAGAGACGAUUCUAAGCUAUACCUUCAACUAUAAUCAAUAUUGGGGAUCCCACGAGGGUGUUGCUCGUGGUCUACCCACAAAAAUAUUCGAAAAAGAUGAGGCUGUUCCGGCUGAAAUUAACUGGGCCUUAAAACACACCGAAAAACGAUCGGAAAACAAGGCAGUGCACACGAAACUUUGGCCUGGAACAGCAAUUAAUGUUACGCUACGUGGCAAUUAUGUGACCCUGGAGGCGCCGUACAGUGGCAAGCUCUUUGCUUUCUAUUACGGAAGCGAUGAAAGUGUUUCCCGAAAGAUCAGCGCAGAGGUGCGAAAGAGCUACUUGAAGGAGGUGAAGCUGGAGUUCAGUCCCGUCUACUGGAUUGAGAACGGUACUCUGGUUCCCACAACGACCACCACAACGACCACAUCCACAUCGACCACGACACAUGCCACCACAACCAGCACCAACGAGCCGACGCCCAUAAAUGAGCCCCCGCUGGUCCAUAUGAAGGACAAUGGUGUGCAGCAUUCAGGUCCCGAUACGCUGGAGAAGACCUUGCAUGACUCCCCGUCCAGCAACGAAUUAAAUUCGCACGAGGCUCCAGAGAACAUGUCCUCCGACCCGGGAAAGGAUGUGGCGCUGGCAGGGUUCGGAGUCAAUGCAGCGGGGUCAACAUUUAUUGCUGGGUCGACUUUAUUAACGCUACUUUUAACACUUUUUUUGAGUCUGUAGAUGAAAUUGAGCUCUGGACUCAGUAUAGCGUUUAAUUGUUGUUGUUGUACCUGUUGUACCCGUCUUUGAGAGCGUCAGAGAGAUGUAA
Messenger RNA from Drosophila mauritiana, 1829 nucleotides. It is a transcript of the gene uzip, whose product is annotated as protein unzipped. The transcript has 5 exons. The record is from RefSeq and is a predicted model, not a curated record. Bases 275 to 1741 code for a protein of 488 amino acids. Lineage: Eukaryota; Metazoa; Arthropoda; Insecta; Diptera; Drosophilidae.